Messenger RNA from Didymodactylos carnosus, 1176 nucleotides. Lineage: Eukaryota; Metazoa; Rotifera; Eurotatoria; Philodinida; Philodinidae. The record is from the annotation of a GenBank genome assembly.
AUGACUGCCGUCAUGAGAUGUAAUCCGAUCACAUCUCAUGACGAAAACUAUGAUCGAGUCGGCGUAAUUUUGGAGGGGGUCAAAAUACCAGUUUCCAAAGGUCUAGAAAAACUGGAUGAGAAACAACAAAAAAAAGAAUGGUACAAUAUAUCCACACUGGGUAAUAUUGAAGAAUUACAACGAACAGCCUCAAAUACAGCUGGUCUUUUAACACUCUAUUAUCAACAUCAAAUAGAAUUGAUUGAUACAUCAGAGAAAAUUCGGGGGAGUAAUCCUUUUGGUACAUUUAUGAAAGAAACCAAGGAGAAAUUUAAUGUUCGUCCGGAAGAAGCACGAGAAAUGGCAAUUGUUCUUGCCGCUGAAUAUUUGCUUGAAUGGAUGAUUGAUUCGUUGAAAUCCGGUAAGAAUGAAAAUAGAUUUAUCAGAACAAAACCAUUGGCAGAACAAUUAUGGUUGUAUGUAGCCAAAAGAGAUCCAAUUCAGCAAGGUUUUAUGAAGUCUGCAAGUGAUAGUAUGGGUGUAUCAACAGAUAAAUUGAAAAUUCCAGUGAUAACGACAGAUCAAGAUGGUCACAAAAAGAAACUACAAGUACAAAUACGAUAUCUAUUCGGAUGUGUAUCAAUGAUGGAUCGCUAUGGUGAAAUAUAUCAGUAUCAAAUACCAAAAGAUAGAAUAGAUCCAGAACUAACUGAUUUAGCAACAUUUGAUUAUGUUUAUAUUGCCCAAUUCCCGAUUGAUGAUGACACAGUUAAAAUAAUAAAAGAAAGUAGAAAUUUAAAAGAAGCCAAAGUGACUAAAGAGGUUAAAAUAAAAAUAAAAUCAACAUUUGAUAAAACAAUGCAAGAGGUGGGUGCAUUUUAUGAUGGUGAUGACACCGACAAUUCAUCCUAUACGGGUGGUGGUGGUGGUUUCAUGCUUACCAAAGAAACGGCUCAACAGAUAGCCAAAGUACUGACAGAACAAAAAACAUUUGUUGGUCCUGGUGAUCUCAAAGAGACACUGAAAAAAUCACGUGAUCAAAUAGAAUAUGAUAUUGCUGUUCUAAGAGAGGAUAUUAAAGAUAAACAAGAUAAAUAUGAAACAACGACAAAAGCAAGUUUUGAACAAAUUAGUUUACAAUUGGAUAUAGCAAAAGAAGAUUUGAAAAAAGAUAAUGAACAAAGAUACAACAAAGAA